Molecule: messenger RNA, 1545 nt
Organism: Macrobrachium nipponense
Lineage: Eukaryota; Metazoa; Arthropoda; Malacostraca; Decapoda; Palaemonidae
Product: cilia- and flagella-associated protein 251-like
Exons: 2
Coding region: 1-1545 (514 amino acids)
Source: RefSeq, a predicted model, not a curated record
AUGUACGCUUCAAUCUGUGAGGACUGUGUAACAUUGUUUGGUUCUCAACAGAUUAAUGUUGGCGUACAUGAUAUAAUAUCAUCUCAUGAUAUAGCGGUUUAUCGGAAUCCUGAAAUCUUUGAGGAACAACCCAGCAGCAUUGAUGCGUCUCGCUUUGCUCUCGCCAUCCCUGGGAUGGCACUGUUGGCGGGCUUGGCGCUCGCUGCUUUCUGUUGUUACCAGAUUAAAGGAUCCCGAGUUGACGACCCGGAAGAUAUCGUUUCGCUAGAAGACAGCAUGGAAACGGAAGGCAGUAACGACAGUGAGGAUGAUGCAGACUUGGACAAUGAUGACGACCUGGACACCGAAAUUGACGACGACGAAGACAGGCUGGAAUUGGAAGAUAAAGAUGAUACCGACCUGGACAAUGUUGAUGACUUGCACCCCGAAAUGGACGACGAGGCUAGGCUGGUAGACAGCCUCGAAUUAAAGGAAAUUGACGACACCGGAGAUGACCUGAGCACCGAAACGGAUGAAGAGAUGAGCCGAGAAGAGGACCUGGAUAAUUGUGAAGUCGCCGUAACACAAAUGGAACACCUCUGGAAAGAUCCUCAGCAGGAGAUCGAACUGCUCCGAAAGCAGAUACUGGAAAGAGAUCUGCUUCUUGAAAAGAAAGAAGACGACGGCAAGGAAAUGAAAAGUCAUUUCGAAAAGGAAAUAAAUAAAAGAGACGAAAAAAUCGUCAACCUCCUCCAACAAGUUGAACAAUUCAGAGGUGAAAAGUGCCUGUUGGAACAGAAAUUAGAGGAAGGUCAAGACCAGCAUGAAAUAAUAAAGAGACGAGUGAAGGAAGUUGAGGAUGAUAACUCGACUCUCAGAGAAAAGCUGAGGAUCACUGAAGCGGAGAAUGUUAACAUUCAGCAGAUAUUAGGAGAUGAGCUUCAAGCGAUGAAGAACUGGGUGGCCGAACUAGGAAGAGAAAAUACAAUGAGUAAAGAAGAGUUAGAAGCAAAGGAGCUAGAAAUAAUGUUACUGGAAGAAUCUUUAGAACAGAAGGACACCAUUCUGCAAGAUGCUCUUCAUCACUGGAAAGACACUGAAAAGUUGUUGGAAGGAGCAAAGGAAAAAGAGAAGGAGAUGGAGGCUUCUCUAACGACCUUAGAAGAAGAGCUCCAGAAGAGGAACCUUCAAAUCGAGGAGUUCCUCACAAAAGAAGAACAGUCAAGGUGUGAACAACAAGAAUUCGAGGAUAAACUAGACCUAGCUCUCCAUUAUGCAAUGGAGCUGCAGACGUUGCUAAAGGAAGCAGAAGAAAGGGAGAGGAAAAUCAAAGAAGAUUUAGAAGAACAGAGGAAUAAAAACCAUCUGUUAGCUGAAGAAAAGGAAGAAGAAGAGACUGAAAUAAGAAGGCAACAUUCAGGAGAGACUGAGCAAAAAGGAAAAAGGAAACAGAGAAGCAGCGUGAAUGCCUGGAGGAACUCCAGGAUAACUUGGAAAGCGCUCUGCGUCAAGAACAGAGCCUGGAACGCUUGCUGGAAUCUAAACAAGAAGACCUCAUCUGUUUGA